Closterium sp. NIES-65 is the source of this 2520-nucleotide messenger RNA. Lineage: Eukaryota; Viridiplantae; Streptophyta; Zygnematophyceae; Desmidiales; Closteriaceae. The record is from the annotation of a GenBank genome assembly.
AUGGAGCAUGUACCCGAGGAGGAGGGAGAGUUUGACGAGCACGAUAACGAGUCUCCUUUUGAUGAGGACGUUGAUUUGGAGGGCUGGGAUGACGCGGAUGAUGGCGUGGGUGAUGACGUGGUUGGCGCUGACGUGGAUGAGGGCACGGAUUACACAGAAGGUUGGGAUCCGGAUUUUGAUCUGGGCAGCAUUUUUGCGUACGAGAGGGAAGGUUCCGCGAUGGUGCCGCUGCCAGAGAGGGAAGCGCGAUUGGUGGACGCGUUGCUGACGUGGAUGGAGAAGCAUGGGGACCAAUCGGUGGAAGGGGGUGUACGAUCGAAGAUCCAGGUCCUAGCCAUUUCCUCUCCUGCCUUCUACUCCUGCGCGCCCCCCUUUCCCCCGCUCCCCCCGCGCCUCCCCCUGGGCAUCCUAGCCUCCGCCACCACCCCCGCUGGCUCCCCCCUCGCCUCCAUCCCCUUCCCCCUCUGGCUCUCCCGACUGCACGGGGGGUGGGAUUUCCGCACCAACCGCCCCGCCCCUCCCCCGCCCGCCCCUUACAAGCACGCUGGCGACGAUGUGACUGUAGCCGCGUGGCUGUUAAGAGAGUGGAGGAAGGGUAAGGAGUCUUUUUACUCCCCGUGGAUUAAUCUCCUGCCGGGGUAUGUGCCGCUGCCGAUUUUCUGGGAUGAGGCGAUGCUGGGGGAGCUGGAUAGUGGGGAGGCUAUAGAGAGAGUAGAGGAGGCGAUUAGGUAUGUUGAGGAGGCGUUUUCUCUUUGUUCUGAUGAGAGUAUCGCGGGUGCUUCUAUGGAUGAAUUCAAAUGGGCGGUUGCGAUCGUGUGGUCGCGAUCCGUGCCGAUCUCGGCCGUUGGUUUGAAGAGAAGGGGGAAAAGGGGGAGGAGGAAAAGGAGGGGGGGAGGAGGGAAGGGAGAGCAGGAGGAGGAGGAUGAGGAGGAGUUUUGGCAGUAUAUGGAGGAGGCGGAGAGGGAGGAUGAGGAGGGAGAGGGGGAGGGAGGGGAGGGGGCGGAAGGGGAGGAGGUGCACAUGCUGCUGCCGCUGCUGGAUCUCUUCAACCAUGAGUUCUACUACACGGCAGACUGGCAGCCCACUAUCCACUCCUCCACUGCUGACAUCAACAUCUUUGCUGCUGACGUCAUCUCUCCAGGCCAGCCAAUCAGCGUGGGCUAUGGGUCCAUGGACACCGCCCAGUUCCUGCUGCUGUACGGCUUCGUGCCGCCCAACAACCCGUUUGACCGGUUCGUCCUUUUUGAAAACGCCGAUGCACUUCUUGACUACUACGAGACGAAAUAUCUUGCUGCCACGUCAGGAGGAUCAAUGGGAGAUAAAGACACAUCAGGAGCAGAAGGGACGGAGGGAGGAGGAGAAGGAGGAGGAGGAGGAGGAGGAGGAGGAGGAGGAGGAGGAGGAGGAGGAGGAGGAGGAGGAGGAGGAGGAGGAGGAGGAGGAGGAGGAGGAGGAGGAGGAGGAGGAGGAGGAGGAGGAGGAGGGGCAGCAGCAGAAACAACGGGUUCUGAUGCUGGUACUGUAGCUGGAACUGAUGUUAAUAAUGAAUCAGACUAUACUGAGAAAUACCCGUGGCUGACUAGUUCGUUCGACCGGGACUCGGCUGCAGCUUCGGUAACCGCCGCCAUAGCUGCGGUGGAGGCUCGGCAGGCGGACUACACAGCCGAGCACGACUUGGAUCGGCAGCUGCUAGGCAUGGCAGCAGGGGCGGUGGCAGGUUCGGAAGCACUAGCAAUAGGCAGGGAGGGGUAUGUGGAUGCACGGCUGCUAGCUGCUCUGGCUGCUAUCGGCAUGCCAACACAUGACCCUGCGUUUGAUUUCCAUGUCUUAGCCGAGUCCAUUCUUCGCCUUGUGUUUCGAGACGGUGUCACCUGUGGCACUCUCAAGCAACAGCAGACAUAUCACCUGGCCGUCUUAGAAGCAGCAGGAGCGGAGGGCGCAGCAGGAGGGGAGGGAGUAGAAGGAGGGGAGGGAGUAGAAGGAGGGAAGGAAGCAGCAGGGGCAGGGGAGGGUAGUGGUAAAGACAGACCACACAGUAAGGCAGUGGAGGCAGCUGCACGCUCAGCAAUGCUUGCAGGCUCCAUCGUACGAGCUGCUGACGUGUUACGUAACAUUCUGCGCGCCACACUACCCGGAUUCAAGAGCACGUUCACAGAGGAUUAUAACCUGUUAACGAAGACGCUUGUAGAGGAUGCAUCGUGUGACAUGGGAGACCGGGGAAGGAGAGGCAACAGUGGUGGUAGCAGUAGGAGCAGCAGUAGGGACAACAGCGGCAGCGGUGGGGGUGACUGGAGGGAAGAAGAUGUGGGGGAAAGUGAAGGGGCAUGUGGGGUCCCUAUGUUGCAACUCCCAGAGGAGAAGGUUCAGGCUAUUAAGUUCCGGCUCUCAGCUAAGCAACUGCUAUUGCGGGCACUUAGCUUCUUAGAAGAUGUGUGUCCAGAAGAGGGAAUGUAUGAUGCUGAUUAUGCUACCGAGUCAGAUAUUACAGAGGAUGACAAUGCCAGUAGUGAUAGUGAUUGA